CCGACCCGACCCGACCCGACCCGACCCUUCCCGGCCAUGCUUUCCGCCCCAUGGCCCCAGUGGAGCUCGACGCGCUGACCGUGCGGGAGCAGCUUUUCCAUGAACGUGUCCGCGAAUGCCUCAUCUGCGCCCUGCUCUUCGCCAGCCUCUACAUCCUCUGCCAUUUUGUCAUAAGGCACUUCAAGAAGCAGACGGAUUUUGCAGCAGUGCACGAUGAUGAGGAUGCCGCUGUCAACAGGAUUGCGUUGGGGCUGUGCACCUUCACCCUGGCCGUGGCGUUGGGCGCCGUGCUGCUGCUCCCCUUCUCCAUCAUCAGCAACGAGGUGCUGCUCUCCUUCCCCCACAACUACUACAUCCAGUGGCUGAAUGGGUCCCUCAUCCAUGGCCUCUGGAACCUGGUCUUUCUCUUCUCCAACCUGUCCCUCGUCUUCCUCAUGCCCUUUGCGUACUUCUUCACGGAGUCGGAGGGGUUUGCGGGAUCCAAGAAGGGCAUCAUGGCUCGUGUGUACGAGACGUCCGUGGUGCUGCUGCUGCUGACGCUGCUGGUGCUGGGCAUGGUCUGGGUGGCCUCUGCCAUCGCUGGCAACGGCGCUGUGAGCCGGCAGUCCCUCUAUGACCUCUGGGAAUGCUACCUGCCCUACCUCUACUCCUGCAUCUCGCUCUUUGGCGUGCUGCUCCUGCUGCUGUGCACCCCGUUCGGCCUCUCCACCAUGUUCACCGUCACCGGGAAGCUGCUGGUGAAGCCCCGGCUCCUGGAGGACCUGGAUGAGCAGCUGAGCUGCACGAGGUUUGAGGAGGCCGCCGUGUCCCGCAGGAUCGCAUCUGGGAAGGCUUCCUGCUGGCUCAACCUGAACGUGGCACUGCUGCGGGAGCAGCUCCUCAGCAUCCGGAGCGAGAGGAAGAAGCUGGAGCUGCGGCACCGAGCCUCGCCCUGGCAGAGGAACGUGGGCUACCCGCUGGCCAUGCUGGGCCUCCUGGCACUGACGGGCGUCUCAGUGCUCAUCGUCUGCUUCCACGUCCUGGAGCUGCUGCUGGACGACACCGCGAUGCCACGGGGGAUGCAGGACGCGGCCCUGGGCCAGGUCUCCUUCUCCAUCCUCGGUUCCUUCGGAGCUGCGCUGCAGGUUGUCCUCAUCUUUUACCUGAUGCUCUCCUCCGUCGUGGGUUUCUACAGCUCCCCUCUCUUCACUCGGCUGCUCCCCGAGAGGCAGGACACCCCCCUGACCAAGAUCAUCGGGAACUGCGUCUCAUUGCUGGUGCUCAGCUCCGCCCUGCCCGUCUUCUCCAGGACGCUGGGAAUCACUCGCUUCGACCUCCUGGGGGAUUUUGGCCGCUUUAAUUGGUUGGGGAACUUCUACAUCGUCUUCAUCUACAACAUGGGCUUCGCGGCGCUCACCACCCUCUGCCUGGUGAAGAGGGUGACGUGGGCUGUGCAGCAGGAGCUCAUCCGUGCCUUUGGUCUGCACAAACUGCCGCUGUCUGUCUCGCGUUCCCGGCCCCAGGGAGAGCAUUGCUGAGGCUGUGGGGGUGUCCCCUAUGGACCCCCCCCUCUCUCCACGGUGCUCUGUGGGUUUUGGAGCCCUGUCAGAAGAGCUGGGACCACAGGGGGGGGGGGGGGGGCCUCACUCCAUUUCCCUCCCCCCCCGACUCCAUCUCAGUCUACUGUGCUACUGAGCCACGUCCUCCAUACAGACCCCCAGUGGGGCUGUGCUGGCUGCAGCCCCCCCCUUUACACUUUUACAUACCUCAUUUCCCCCCCCCUGCCCAGCACUGCCCCCCUUUAUUUGGUUUUAAAUCCCCCCCCGUUUCAUUGUGACACUGAAUGGAGCCCCCUUUGCCCCCAUCCCUGUGUUGUCUUGGGGGGGGGGGGGCACAGGUUGUCCCCCUGCGUCAAGUUGUUCAGGUCUCUGUUACCAUGUUUGGAGCAAUAAACGAAGCUUCUUUUUUAUUUAA
This is a messenger RNA of Lagopus leucura (white-tailed ptarmigan), 1953 nucleotides long. RefSeq names its product limb development membrane protein 1 like (gene LMBR1L). The coding region runs from base 51 to 1517 and encodes 488 amino acids. The record is from RefSeq and is a predicted model, not a curated record. Gene Ontology annotation, biological process: receptor-mediated endocytosis; signal transduction. Gene Ontology annotation, molecular function: transmembrane signaling receptor activity. The transcript has 17 exons. Lineage: Eukaryota; Metazoa; Chordata; Aves; Galliformes; Phasianidae.